Alosa sapidissima (American shad) is the source of this 2880-nucleotide messenger RNA. RefSeq names its product neuregulin 3b (gene nrg3b). The transcript is spliced from 9 exons. Gene Ontology annotation, molecular function: chemorepellent activity. The record is from RefSeq and is a predicted model, not a curated record. The coding region runs from base 1 to 2508 and encodes 835 amino acids. NCBI's taxonomy places the organism in Eukaryota, Metazoa, Chordata, Actinopteri, Clupeiformes, Clupeidae. Gene Ontology annotation, biological process: nervous system development; intracellular signal transduction; animal organ development.
AUGAGCGAGCGAUCGUCGCUGGGGGUCAACCCAGCCACCACCACCUCCAUGGCCACCCUGACGCUGGAGGAGCCGGGCGCCGAGCACCAGGCCUCCCCGAGGGCCCCUGGCCCCCUGCGCUGUGGCCCCUGUGCCCUGUGGCCCCGCCAGCAGACCUGGCUGUGCGCCGUGCCGCUGCUCAUGGGCUUCGUGGGCCUGGGCCUGAGCCUGAUGCUGCUCAAGUGGAUCGUGGUGGGCUCGGUGCAGGACUACGUGCCCACCGACCUGGUGGACGCCAAGGGCAUCGGACAGGACCCCUUCUUCCUGUCCAAGCCCAGCGCCUUGCCAAAGGGCGCGGACACUACGACGACCACCACCACCGUGGUGAGCACCGGCGGCGCGAGCAGCAGCACCACUCCGAACGCAGCCACUGCCAGCACCGGACCGCCAGUGGUGACCGGCUCGCCCAGCCGAGCGGCCAACGGCACGGCCUCGGUGCAGAGGACUCGAACAGGGCCUCCCGCCAACCACACGCGCGGCAGGGGCUCCACGACGGGAGUGGACGAGCCUCGGUACCCUAACUUCCGUGCGCCAGGCAGCAGCAGCGGUGGCGGUAGCCCUGGCUCGGGCGCUGCUGCCCCUACCACGAUGACCACUACCACCACCACCACCACCACCACUGCCCCCAAAGGAUCCCCCAAGGAGUCCACCAACCGAAGGGGAGGGGGAGCAGGAGGAGGUCGGAUCGGACCUCCACCGGACACCACCACCACCACCACCACCACCAACAGGGCUCCCACCACCACCUCCACCGUGGCGGCCCCGGCUAAGCCCACGUCGCGCUGGAAUCACGGACGCUCCUCCAAGGGCUCGUCCACCACACGGCCACACCACCGCUUCCGGACACCAGCUCCAACCAACCCAACGCCACGCUCGGAGCAUUUCAAGCGCUGCCAAGACAAAGAUCUGGCCUUCUGCCUGAAUGAGGGAGAGUGCUUCAUCAUCGAAACUGUGGCAGGGGUGCACAGGCACUGCAGGUGUAAGGAGGGCUAUCACGGGCUUCGCUGUGACCAGUUUGUCCCCAAGACGGACGCCAUCUUAUCUGAUCCAACAGAUGAGUUGGGCAUAGAGUUCAUGGAGAGCAAUGAGACCUACCAGAGACAGGUCCUGUCAAUCUUCAGCAUCGCCAUGGGGAUCAGUUUCCUGGGAGUGGCUUGCAUGGCACUCUACUGCCGGAACAAGAGACUGCGGGAGAAGCACCGCACCCACCUCGCCGAGAGCCGCCACCUGCGGGACUGCUCUGUCAACGCCUCCGGCCUCAUGUCCAAAUCCAGCCCCAGGCCUCAGAGCGGCCUCCAGAGCGGCCUCCAGCAGCACUGCUGCAAAGCGUAUGGGUCCUCCCCUCCACACGGUGGCAGUCUGGAGCCUUGCUGCUCAGCAGUUUGCCCAGCUAAUCAGCUCCGAGUCUCACCCAAAGGGAAACGCUUGAGGAGCAAAUCGCUUUCUGUCAGCCCGUCCCAGAAGCGAAGGAGCUGCAAUAACCGCUCGGCAUCACACUGGACCCCGCCCAUCGGCAGGACUAGGCACAAUCUGAUUGGCGGCGCGAGAGAUUCCGGCCACGCCUACAGACACCUGCAGGAAGUGGAGACCCCAGAGACUGAGUCCUUGAAGAGGUGCAAAUCCCUGAAGGAAGAGGAUAAGGAGCCUCGGCAGCCGUCUUUGAAUAUGCAAACUGGGGAUUUACCCGUCCAGGCCAGAGAGGGGUGGAGAGGCUUGGCCAGGGUCCCGUGCACCCGUCUGGACAAGGGGACUGCAUCUUCGUCUCCCUCUUUCUCCUCCUCCUCCUCCUCCUCUUCUUCUUCUUCCCCCUCUCUCUCCACCUCUGCAUCCAGCUCCCACUCUGUUUCCGUUCCUAUAAUCCCGUUCGUUCAGGGACACGGCGGCCGUGCACCAGGGCCCGGCGAGCGCCGAGCCGUCCGUUUGGGGACUGACUCGGGGUCAGCUGAUUGCUCCGCCACCGUUCUCGGGUCCGUCCCCGAAACUCCGCUGGGAUCAGCGGAGGCGGCAGUGAGCCACAGCCAGUACCACCACCACCAUAACCACCACCACCACCAUCAUCUUCUUCAUCAUCAUGCGCUGGUCGUCGGGCCCUCUGGGGGCGCGGGAGUAGGGUCAGGGGUCACGUCCAAACACAAAAGCCUUGUCACCUACACCACAGCCUCGGGAUCCGGCACGGGCACGGCCCACGUGAGCACUGUGGUCUCGGCGGUAGCGGCGGCAGUGACCCCAGCGGUGCAAGGGCCAGGGGCUCCCAGCAAGCAGCAGCACCCGGCCAGACCGCAGCCCGCUGGGGCCAGGAGACCCCACAGCCCCGCCCAGCUCCCGGCUCUCCCGCCCCACAUGGGGGGCAAGAAGGCAGAGGGCAGUGGCCCCCGCGAUUUCUCCGUGUCGUCAACACAGAGAGACCCCUCCGCGUCCGCCAAGCACAGGGACGGGUCAGCCACGGCCACCACGGCCCACACAAGCUGAAUGGCUGUUCCCGUGGUGACAGACUCUCGCCCGCCUGUGCCAGAGAGAGAAGAAGGGGACCGUUGGCUUCUUCUGACAAACUGACCUAUCGCAGACAGACAGACAGACAGACAGACAGACAAACUGACAUGCUCUCGAGGACUGCACAAGGGACAGUAGGGGAGAGCGUGAUCGAUGACAUUUGACAUUUCAAAAACACUGAAAUAUUGAAAAACCACAAUGUGAAUACAAAAAAAAUAUAUGUAAGAAUUAUGACUAUGGUGGAUGGGAUGUUGAUUUAACGGAAGAAAAAAGAUGAUUUAUAUGCCACUAUUUAACAAAAAAAAGCUUCUACUUAGAAACCAAAUAGUGUGUCAUCUCUAUGUUGUUUCU